Molecule: messenger RNA, 465 nt
Organism: Zingiber officinale
Lineage: Eukaryota; Viridiplantae; Streptophyta; Magnoliopsida; Zingiberales; Zingiberaceae
Product: protein LIFEGUARD 2-like
Exons: 4
Coding region: 1-465 (154 amino acids)
Cellular component (GO): membrane
Source: RefSeq, a predicted model, not a curated record
AUGCUGUUUCCUGCUCACCAUCCCUUAAAAUUUUUUUUACUCGGAAUUUUUACCGUCUCCAUUUGCUUCGCCGUCGGGUUGACGUGUGCCUACACCAGCGGAAAAGUAAUUCUGGAGUCGGUGAUCCUCACGGCGGUAGUGGUUGUGAGCCUCACCCUGUACACCUUCUGCACGGCUUUCAGAGGCCACGAUUUCAGCUUCCUUGGACCAUUUCUAUUCUCCGCCAUCAUCAUACUGAUGCUCUUUGCUCUCAUCCAGGUGAUAUUCCACUUGGGAAAGAUAUCGACUAUGAUUUAUGGAGCUAUCGCCGCAAUUAUAUUCUGUGGAUACAUAAUCUAUGACAUAGAUAACCUGAUCAAACGCUACUCCUACGAUGAGUACAUUUGGGCAGCGGUGGCGCUGUACUUGGACAUCAUCAACUUGUUCUUGUGUCUGCUUACUUUGUUCACAGCAUUUGAAAGUUAA